Pristis pectinata (smalltooth sawfish) is the source of this 2118-nucleotide messenger RNA. It is a transcript of the gene borcs6, whose product is annotated as BLOC-1 related complex subunit 6. The record is from RefSeq and is a predicted model, not a curated record. Gene Ontology annotation, cellular component: BORC complex. The coding region runs from base 1 to 1149 and encodes 382 amino acids. The transcript has 5 exons. Gene Ontology annotation, biological process: lysosome localization. Lineage: Eukaryota; Metazoa; Chordata; Chondrichthyes; Rhinopristiformes; Pristidae.
AUGGAAAGGCCCCAAAACAAAAAGGAGGUAGGGCCAGCUCUUUCUCCGCUCACGCCAGCCUUCCGCCGGCGGCCUCGCCUUUGCCGUCCCGGGGCCGCGGCUCGUUUCCGAACCUCUCCCGCGUUGCAAGCAGUUGCAGGAGGCGUGCUUUCCCUUCCCUUUCUCCACGGGGCGGGGGUGGUUGGGGAGCGUGGAGGAGGCUUGCGGGAGCAGAAAUCAACUCCGCGCUUCUCUGCCCAUAAGCAAAAUGGCGGCGCCGGCUUCAGCCCGCGGCGGUUACGUCGGCUGUUGCGUCGGGCGGUGACGGCGCCGCCCCGCCCGGUGCGCGUGCGCAGCGAGGACGGGACGGCGCGUUUGUGCGCGAGCUGCGGCGGCCCGGCCGGUGAGGGCGGCUCGGGCCUGACCCGGGCGAUGGCAGAGGCCGAGGCGCUCAGCCCGCCCUCCGAGAGCGGCGAGGAGUCUUGGGAGAGUGGCGGCGAGUCGCCAGAAUGCGCCGAGAGGGCGGUAGCCGCGACUGCGAGCCGGGACCAGCCGGCGGUGAGCCCAGCGGCCCGGGAGCGGGUGUGCGGCCGCCUGCAGGACAGCAAGAGUCUGGACGGCAUCAGCCAGGUUUUGGGCGGCGUCCGAGGCCGCGACGGCAAACUGGAAGGGCGGAGGGCGACCAUUUCGAGCGCGCUGGAGCUGGAGGGCACGGUCAGCCACGACGGCGACCUCACCCACUAUGUGGCGAACAACCUGCAGCACAAGAUCAAGAUGAGUUCGAGGCAGAGCUUGGACCUGGAGCCUGGAAGCAGCGUGAAAACCAAAAGUAUGCAGAGGUUAAAAUCAGAUAUUCCUCCAAUAGAUCCUGGGGUACUGCAAGAUCUGGAGAGAGAUGCAAAGGAGGUGGCACAAAAAGUUGACCAAAUGAUGAGAGGCCUAAAUGCUACUAUCCAGAAUAUGACAGCACUCAGUGUGGGCUACAUUCAGACUUACCGGGAUUCGGUCGACAGUCUUGGAGAGUCGGUAGAUAUGAGUAUAAAGGGCAUGUACACACUAAUGGCCCGCUGUGAAGAGUUGGACAGAUCAAUGCAGCCCAUUCUUGUGCUAUCUAAACAGAUCCGUGAGGUCAAAAGAACUUUGGAAAUGUUUGAAACACUCUGCAAGUAAAGACUGUUGCUGACAUAGUUUAGUAAUUGAACCUUUUUACAUAGUUUAGCUGCUUUGGACAAUGCCAUGAACUGCAGCACUAGCAAAACAAUCCAGUGUCGAAGGUAAGAAGACAAACUGCAUUGAAGAAUAUGGAAUUUGAAAUCCCACAGUUAGCAGCACUAGGGACACGGUGAUAAUGGCAUCUUCGUAUCCUACAAAGGCAGAUUGUUAUGCUGCUGAACAAAACUUCAUGCAUUUGGCUUGGGGAAAAUAAUGUUUACAAGUCUUUGAAGUUUAUACUGUGACCAGUUAGGAGCUUUGCAUGCAGGCAGUAAUAAUUCAUUACCUCUCAUUCUUCAAAUUGAAGACCUGCUGUUUAUGGACUAUUAUGAAUUUGCAAACUGGAUUGAACUAAUCACAUUUUCAGAUAGGGGGAGCAUGUUUUGGAGAACAGGCCUUGAUUGAUGGUGCAAAUGCAAAGCACUGUAAAUUUGCCUGUCUCAUGACUGGGAAGCACAAUCUGGAGAAAAUGUAAUAUUUAUCGUAAACUGCACUUGAAAUGAAUUUGUAGGGAAAGUAACAGGAGUAUGUAAUAUCAGAACUGUAACAAGGUAUGAAAAUAAGUCGUAGCUCUGGCAUAUAACUGCCUUGAAAUAGUCCUAAUUACUGAAGUUCAGUAACAUAUACAAAAGCUAUUUAAAUAUGAGAUAAUGUUUGAUUUAAAUUGAAAUGAUUUGAAUUUAUUUUGUAACUGCCUUUUUAAUUAAAUGAAAUAAGGCAGUAACUCCUUAGGUUUAGGUGUAACUCUAAAACCUUGAUAUCAAACAAUUUUAGAUAUAAUUGGGUUCUCGUAACCUAAUGGCUAUUUCUGCAUCUGGUAAUUAAUUUGAAUACUGUAAUAUUGCUAAUUAUUGCAAAGUUUUUACAAAGACCUGGAACUUCAAGUGUAAAACCAGAAUGGUGCAAUACAUGAUGAAUGUUAUCAUA